Molecule: messenger RNA, 1902 nt
Organism: Cyphellophora europaea CBS 101466
Lineage: Eukaryota; Fungi; Ascomycota; Eurotiomycetes; Chaetothyriales; Cyphellophoraceae
Exons: 2
Coding region: 1-1902 (633 amino acids)
Source: RefSeq, a predicted model, not a curated record
AUGUCCUACGACGAGUAUUACGACGACGAGGAUCGCUAUCUCGAGACCAUUCACGAAGUUGAAUCGAUCAAGAGUCGCAGGGAGAGCGUUGCCCAUCCUCCGUCAGCUCUCCCAGAAUUGCCUUUUCGUGCCGUUCCUCCAAUGGGGCAAAGCGGCAGUCGGAUCCCUUCGUCAGUGUAUUCAAACGAGCACCAUCAACGUGAUAGCCGAAUAGCCUCAUCGUUGUAUUCUCAACCAUCGCCAACCUAUCCACUUGAUCACGUUCGAGGAACUGAGUCAGGCAGAGAUGAGCCGGCACCGGAUGAGGUCUCACCCAUGAGCACGCCUCGCUCGACUCCGAAUCACGUUGGCUCGGACUCGGACGCCAUAUCACCCUUGGAGGGCUCUUUCCCUACAGAAUCACGGGCGCCUUUGCCUGAGCGUGGUUUCAAGAGUCACAUACCGCGCCCUGUGUCGACCACGGAGCGGCAGACGCCUCCCAGCCAAAGAAAGAAGAAGGACGAAACCAAGUGGGACGAGUAUUCCGGAGAACCGACAGUAGAGAAUACUGGUAAACGUGGCUCGGUACACUUGGAAUCAUUGGAGAUGCAAUUCCCACAGCUCAAGGAGCGAACGAAACAAAUUCUGGCAGGUCUUCGAGAUCGAGACGCUACAAAUAAGCAGCCGGUAUGGGGCAAAGCACCCCCGCCGGUGGAGGAUUCCUUAGAUGGGCCUGUUCUGCAAAAAGUCCCUUGGAAAGGCGCCAGCGGCAGGGAGGCUACUGUCGACCCUGUUCGGAACACCCCAGCCGCUCGCAAAGGGCCGUUGCAUAUUCCACAACGCAACGUCAGCCAGUCCAAUCCAGUCGCCGAUCAAGCCAGAGCGCAGACACAGUCCUCCCAGCAUACUACAUGUCCAAUUCCCAGGAAGCAAGAACCCGUCAGAGACCCGAGUCCUGUAGAAGUGUCGACUCCAAAAGCAGACCCUUCAAUUCGCAUGAUACCAUCACAGGAGAGUGUUAAACCCAUUGCUCCGCUGAAAUUAAAAACCCAGAGGAUAAAAUCGCAGACGGAUCCCGGAAGUGACCCCUCCUUACAGAGUCCGUUUCAGAGUCCACCUCAACAACCGCACCAAACCUAUGGGCGGAGCCAGACAUAUGAAACGAACCAAGUCUAUGAAAGCCCUGUGCCUGAUCGGGCGGCCCAAAUGAAGCAGGGUGCAUACACCGAGGCCCCCUCAACGCCGGUGCAGAACCCCUCAGCGCCACUCCCUAGUAACAGUAUCAAAUUCAAUCAAGAUCUCCGUCCACCUCAUCAAGACGAGACGUCGAGAUUCAGCUCGACGACCUACGCCACUACUGCCAACGAGAGUCCGACCUCCAUGCACCCGGUCACAGAAAGCAGCCCAGUGCCUCCUAUGCCUCCUAUGCCACAACCCAUCACCAUACGCAAACGCCCUGUCUCUACUAGCCAAACUAUGUCCUCGCCAUACAGCAGCGGCGAAGCACGCUUCUCCAACGCCAGCCUCGUUUCCCGCAAACCCGUCGCGGACCGCAACCGGUCCUCUUCCAUGGCCACGAUCCAAUCUAACAAGGCAAAAGACCUCCCGCCCACGCCCCAAGAAAUGGAGGCUGGCGAUAAGAUCACAUCACUCGAGGCGCGGCAGAGCCAUCUGUACACGCGGAAGCGGAACAACAACAGGGUUCGCGCCGAGUUGGCGGACUCGUUGAAGCGCAACGCCAUCACUUAUGAUUUCUACAAGAGGAAGGAGGUGGAGAACCGCAUCAAGGAGUUGGAGUCGGAGAUGCAGGAGAUCCACCAGGAGGAGCACGACGUGGGCGUCCAGCUGCAUCGGGCGCAGAAGAAGCGCGACAAGAACAACCCCGAACAGACGAGUUUGUGGAUCAGUCGGGUGACGGCUUAG